Messenger RNA from Periophthalmus magnuspinnatus, 557 nucleotides. It is a transcript of the gene snrpf, whose product is annotated as small nuclear ribonucleoprotein polypeptide F. Gene Ontology annotation, biological process: spliceosomal snRNP assembly; mRNA splicing, via spliceosome. The transcript has 4 exons. Bases 95 to 355 code for a protein of 86 amino acids. Gene Ontology annotation, cellular component: U1 snRNP; catalytic step 2 spliceosome. Lineage: Eukaryota; Metazoa; Chordata; Actinopteri; Gobiiformes; Gobiidae. Gene Ontology annotation, molecular function: RNA binding. The record is from RefSeq and is a predicted model, not a curated record.
CGACGGCAAAGCGUGUACUCUUUUGUGAAACAGACGUUUUUCUAACGAAUAUCCUGUAUCUUUCCAUUUAUAACUUUAUACAUUUUGCUAAAAGAUGAGUUUACCGCUCAAUCCCAAACCUUUCCUCAACGGCCUGACGGGAAAACCAGUGAUGGUGAAGCUGAAGUGGGGCAUGGAGUAUAAAGGAUAUCUGGUAUCUGUGGAUGGAUACAUGAACAUGCAGCUUGCAAACACAGAAGAAUAUGUGGAUGGAGCAUUGGCGGGACAUCUGGGAGAAGUGCUAAUUAGGUGUAAUAAUGUCCUAUACAUCAGAGGUGUGGAGGAAGAGGAGGAAGAUGGAGAGAUGAGAGAGUGAUGUCUGAAGAUUUGGCCUAGUUUCUCCUUGCUUCUGUCAGAGUUUGUGUGUGAGCUUGUGUUUUCACCAUGUGAAACAAAUGAUCGCCUGGACUUUAGAGUUUCCUUUUUACAUUUUUGUAUUUUACAUAUGUGAGGCCAAUUUUAUGUUCUACCUUUGUAAAGACCAAACAAUAAAUCAAUAUCGGAACCUUUUCUUAAAA